GACAAUAAAUGAUUACUUUUAAAAAUAUAUUGUAUUGUGAGUAAACUGAAAAGUUAAAGUUAAUUCUUAUGGAUACAUGAAAUUAGUAACUGCUGGUAAAAUAAAUUAAAGUUUUAGUGAUUUAUGAAAGUGGAGUUUAUAGUAACGAUGAAAAGAAAGAAAUUAUUAUUGUUACGACAAAGUUACUUCCGUUACGAAACUGACAAAUACUGAACUAAGGAAAGAUGACGGUCUCGUAUCAAUAUCAAGUCGCAAACUCAACCAGGGGUGGAUUUACCAGGCUUCUUUUUAUGUGGAGAGGUUCACUCUACAAAUUAAUCUAUAGAGAACUACUCUUAUUUCUACUCCUUUUUGCCGCACUUUCCACUAUUUAUCGUCACCUACUUAAUUCCACGCUAAAAAGAAGUUUCGAACAGAUCGUUAUUUACUGCGAUAAUUUUAUUAAUUUAAUUCCAUUAAGUUUUGUUCUUGGAUUCUACGUGUCUUACGUUGCUCAAAGAUGGUGGCAACAAUAUCAAGCGAUACCUUGGCCUGAUAAGACAAUGCAUUUAAUUGCAUUAUAUGUUACCGGCAAUGAUGAAUACGGUCGUAUGCUUCGAAGAGGUCUGAUGCGUUACUUGAAUCUUUCCUUGAUACUUGUUUUACGUUCGAUCAGUUCAGCAGUGAAAAAACGAUUUCCAACACUCGAUCACGUCGUUGAUUCUGGUUUUAUGACAUCACUCGAAUUGGACUUGUUUUUGGCAGUACCGAGUUCAGAAUUCAACACUUAUUGGAUCCCUUGCACAUGGUUCAUCAAUCUUCUAAAGGAAGCGCGCCAAAAUCACAGGAUCCCCGAUCCUCAGGGAUUAAAACUAAUUAUGGAGUAUUCAUUACAGGAAUUUAAUGAAUUUCGUACAAAAUGUGGCCUUUUAUGGAGCUAUGAUUGGAUAUCAAUUCCAUUAGUUUACACACAAGUGGUAACAUUAGCAACAUAUAGUUUUUUUGCCGUAGCUUUAAUAGCUCGCCAAUACAUUGACGGUAAAGAAAAACAAUUCCAACUACAGAUUGAUAUUUACAUACCAGUUUUUACGAUCCUACAAUUUUUCUUUUUUAUGGGUUUGUUAAAGGUAGCAGAACAAUUAAUUAAUCCCUUUGGCGACGAUGACGAAGAUUUUGAAUUGAAUUGGAUAAUUGAUCGCCACACAAAAGUAUCAUAUCUUGGAGUAGAUACUCUAAUGAAUCGAUGUCCACCAUUGGUCAAAGACAUUUACUAUGAUGCUGAAAAUUUAAUUCUACCAUACACGGAAGCUGCAGCUGCUUAUAAAAAGAAAACUUAUCGCGGUAGCGUGGCAAAUAUGACAGUUCCUGAAGAAAAACAAACCAUGUUUCUACCAGAUGUUAUAGAAGAGGACGAAGAGGAUUUAAAACAGUCACAUUGCACAUCAACAUUGAGUUUGGCUACACAUAAUAAUGAUAGUCCAUUAUGUCAAAGACGCCAGAUCAACCUGGACUGUGAAACACCUACGACGACUGAUCAAACUUGUUCUGAGACAAUUUUACAAUUUGAUAUUCAAGAACCGUCAUUUCAAAUCGACCAAACAGAGCAACGAAGAAAAAUGAUAACGGAGACCGUGAAGAAACUUUCACCUUUAGGAAAACAUUCAGUACCACGAAUCGAUACAAAUCGUAAGGCAUUUUUUACAAUAACAAAAAGCCCUAAAGUGAUUGUACAACCUUCGGCGAGUACAUCUAAUUUGUCAAAACUUACAAGGCAUAUUAUAGAUACACCUACUGUAUAUACUGGUAAUGUAAAUCCAUGGAAAGACUAUAGCUCAAAAAUUAUACAGUCACCCUCGUUCGAAGCUUUUAGUUCAGAACAUUCUCCGGAAGUGGAGGGAACGUAUGACUUCGAAAAUGUACACCCAUCCGAUAAUGUCUGUAUACACCCUAAUGAUAGUCCUCAUUCAGAUACAUGUCAAUCACAAUGCCAUCAUACGACCAUAUCUCAUUUAACACUGCCAGAAACACCUUUGUCAACUUCGACAAAAACAGCAUUGCCAAAAAACAAAAGUGCCAAAUUUCUUAUAAAAAGACAUAAAUCAAUGGGGACAAGUAAGAAGAAAGGUAUUCAAUGGAGACAAAUGAUAAAGGCAAGAGAUAAAACAGAUGAUGUAUCGGCAGGUGAAAAAGCAAUUCCUUAUUCAAGAAGUUCGCCAAAUUUAAAACUAGACGCAACUCCGCAAGGUAUAAAGAAAUACAUAUCCGAUGAUGAUUCAAGUUCUUCAUAGAAAGAAGAAUGUUUUAUAAUUGGAUAUGCUUAUAUGUGAUAACUAUUAUGGAAUAUAAAUAGUGAAUUACAUGAAAGUAUUUAUCACUAUAAAAUAACGAUAUUAUCCAUAAAAGUCUUACUAUUAGGUAUAUCUCAAUAUUAUUAUACUAUUG
This is a messenger RNA of Eufriesea mexicana, 2421 nucleotides long. RefSeq names its product bestrophin-4. Gene Ontology annotation, molecular function: chloride channel activity. The transcript has 10 exons. The record is from RefSeq and is a predicted model, not a curated record. NCBI's taxonomy places the organism in Eukaryota, Metazoa, Arthropoda, Insecta, Hymenoptera, Apidae. Bases 225 to 2267 code for a protein of 680 amino acids.